AACAGUGUUGUCAUGAUGUAACCCGUUUGAAUGUAAGCAUUUAUGUAAACAUACCACCAGAUUCAGCUGAUCAGAAAUAAUAACUUUAGUUUAUUUAGUCACGGACUAAAACCAGGUCCCUGGAACGUCGUGGAAGGAUCUGCAGCCAUGGGCGAGUCAGCGCUGGAGUGGUACUUUGAUAACUUCAUUGCAAAUGACUCCUCGAAGAUGGAGGAGGAGGAGGAGGAGGAGGUGAACGAAGAGCUGGGCGACAAGCUGUUCCUCAGCUUACUGCCUGAUGAGCUCCUAACACUGUACGAGUCCAGCCCGGAUGACACAGGCAGCAGCACCAGUCGGGACUACAGCUCCCAGAAUUCCACAGCAGCGGCCGAGCGCCCAGGUGGGUCGUCCAUGCCGGAGCUGGGUGCCUCCCCCGUUCGUCCCACGACCCCCGUGAUACCUGUGACACAGCAGCCAGAAAACAUGCCACAGAUACAGAACGUCAUCUCCACGGUGAAUCUGGGCUGUUGUCUGGACCUGCACUUAAUUGCUUGCAAAGCGUGGAACGUAGAGUACAGACCAAAGAUUUACAAGGCACUCAUCAUGAGGAUCCGUAAGCCACGAACCACAGCAAUAAUCUACAAAUCUGGAACUAUUGUCUGUACAGGAGCAAAAAGUGAGGAGCAGUCACGGCUGGCGGCCAGGAAGUACGCCCGCAUAGUGCAGAAGCUGGGCUUCCCCGCCCGUUUCCUGAACUUUAAGAUCCAGAAUUUGGUGGCCAGUUGCAGCACCUUCCCACUCAGUUUGGAGCGACUGGCCCACCAUCAGAACAGCAGUUAUGAACCAGAGCUGUUUCCUGCCCUCCACUACAACGUGACGCCUGGCAUAACUGCCACCAUCUUUUCAUCUGGGAAGAUGUGUUUGAGCGGGGCUAAAAAGGAAGCUGAGGUCUACGAAGCGUUUAAUAUCAUCUAUCCGGUCCUGAGCUGCUUCAGGAGGCAGUGAAGAGCGAUGCACCAAACUCUGACAGGAGCGGCUGCUCAUUUCAAAACUUACGUUACAAAAUAGACUGUUUUUGAGUAAUUGUUGAACAGGUGUCAACAUCCUUAAAGGAAAUAAAUGAAUGUCUUUCCCUCAGUG
Messenger RNA from Siniperca chuatsi (mandarin fish), 1119 nucleotides. RefSeq names its product TATA-box-binding protein-like. The record is from RefSeq and is a predicted model, not a curated record. Gene Ontology annotation, molecular function: RNA polymerase II general transcription initiation factor activity; DNA binding. The transcript has 8 exons. Gene Ontology annotation, biological process: DNA-templated transcription initiation. The coding region runs from base 148 to 984 and encodes 278 amino acids. Lineage: Eukaryota; Metazoa; Chordata; Actinopteri; Centrarchiformes; Sinipercidae.